AUGGCGUCGUCGUCGAGCAGCGGAUUGACUUUCAAGCUACAUCCGCUUGUAAUUGUCAACAUAUCCGAUCACUACACUCGUGUUAAGUCUCAGAACAACGGCGGCGGCAGCGGCGAUGGAGGCGCUGCUUCUUCACCUCCUAGAGUAUACGGUUGCGUGAUUGGAGUACAGAGAGGACGCACCGUCGAGAUCUUCAACAGCUUCGAGCUUCUUUACGAUCCUGCCACUCACUCCCUCGACCGCGCCUUCCUCGAAAAGAAGCAAGAGCUCUAUAAGAAGGUAUUCCCUCACUUUUACAUAUUGGGAUGGUACUCUACUGGGAGUGAUGCUGAGGAAUCUGAUAUGCAUAUUCACAAAGCUUUGAUGGAUAUUAAUGAAAGUCCUGUUUAUGUUCUACUCAAUCCCUCUAUCAAUCCUGCUCAGAAGGAUUUGCCUGUCACUAUUUACGAGAGUGAGCUGCAUGUCAUUGAUGGAAUUCCACAGCUUAUUUUUGUUCGUUCAAGUUACACCAUUGAGACAGUGGAAGCUGAACGGAUUUCGGUUGAUCAUGUUGCACACCUUAAGCCAUCUGAUGGAGGUUCUGCUGCAACUCAAUUGGCUGCUCACCUUACAGGCAUACAUAGUGCUAUCAAGAUGUUGAAUAGCAGAAUCAGAGUGCUUCAUCACUACCUUGUCGCAAUGCAGAAAGGUGAAAUUCCUUGUGAGAACUCAUUGUUGAGACAAGUAUCGAGUCUUUUAAGAAGAUUGCCGGCCAUUGAAUCAGAAAAAUUUCAAGAUGAUUUCUUGAUGGAAUACAAUGACACCCUAUUGAUCGCUUACCUGGCCAUGUUCACCAACUGUGCAAGCACAAUGAAUGAGCUAGUGGACAAAUUCAACACUGCCUAUGACAGGCACAGUCGAAGGGGUGGACGAACUGCUUUCAUCUGA
Molecule: messenger RNA, 927 nt
Organism: Dovyalis caffra
Lineage: Eukaryota; Viridiplantae; Streptophyta; Magnoliopsida; Malpighiales; Salicaceae
Source: the annotation of a GenBank genome assembly